GGACGCGUUACCGAUCUCGCGUCGUCGUCUCUCGAGCCACGUUCUACCCCUUCGUCGAGCGGGGAUGAAUCGUGCCGCGUACUCGUCACGGUUCCGCGUCGACUUGCACCGGGUCGCGUUCGAGCCAGGAUCUUGAAGCGUCCGCGCAUAGCCUGAUCGAUGGACAGCUAACACCGCGGACGGAACCAGACCGCCCCCUACGGACGGAAGCCACGGAACACCCCCACUUCUCGUCGAUUCAAACCGCCCCCACCCGACCGCCACGGUGGAGAGUUCCGAGACGGAGCCGUAGGCACACCGGGUACCGAGUUUCACGGGUGGAGAACCCUCGGAUACGUCGCGAUCAUCCCCCCGAACCGACGACGCCGGAGCUUUCGCGGAUGAUCGAGCUUCUGGGGAAACUACGCGCGUUUCCGUUCGAUUUUUCCGCGUUAUCGUAAUCGCGUUGUCGGUGAACGCGCGUGUACACCCCCCACCCUUAGCUGACAGCAGCACCGCUUGGAAAACAAACCCUCUCCCCACCCUCUGGCGAGGAACCGGAGAACCGGCCAUCGAGGAGAGGACAGUGGCAUCGCGGUGCCUCGCGAAUUCUCCAAGAAUCUCGGCGAAUCUCUCGGCUAGCGGAAGAAAACGAUGGCUCGACCGAACGAUCGCGCGAGGGUGGUGGUGAAUCGGUCACGGUGUCGCGUUAAACAGUGAUAAACGCUCGGUGCGGCUCGGAUGACAGUGCGACGCUCGGGAAACGGAGCCAGUGAUUUUUCGUGGACGGUGUGAAUAUUUUGGCCGUGUGAUAUUUUUCGUGACCAGUGUGCUUGCUCUCCGAGGAGAAGAAGUUGCGACGACCUUCGGCCGCGAACUCUUCGAUACGAUCGAAAAAACGAUGCCAAAGUUAUCCGCGCACCUCGGUGGACAACCGUUAAUGUCGCGAGAGUGAACGAUGUCUUUUCACCGGGUUCGCUUGAUCGUCGAAUGAACCACGAGGAUCGACGAUUUCGUUGAGCGGUUUCGCCGGGUUUCGUGCUGUUUCGUCGUCGAGGACUAUGUUCGCCGGAGGAGAAACGCGACGAGGAAGAAACGGGGAUACUCGUUGAGAGAAGUCGAGAAUGCAUUGAGGAGCCGGCCGGUUCAGACGAUUCGAGAUGUCCGCCGUAACGAGUCCGUAUAGCCCCACGGAGAUGCUUUCCAACUCGGUAUACAACUACGCGACUCCCCGACGAGGGACCGCCGAUCAGGACUGCGACUCCCAGUACGAGGGCCAGGCCCAGCUGCAGAUCUCGAGCAUGCAAAAGCCGCGAAACAAACGCAAGAACUUUAAACCGAUCAGCAGCCGAAUGGUCGAGGUGUCCGACGAGUCUGAGAAAGAGGACGAAGAGCUGGGUAUCGAGGAGACGUCCAGCGAGAUACUCGAAUACGAGAGGAAGACCAUGUUGUUGCCAGCCGAGGAGAGGUCUAAACAACGACUGAACAACAACGAGGUCAGUCCCAUGGACUUGUCCGUGACCACCACUAGACCACCGUCUUCGGAAGCCGACGACGACAGCGGUGACUCCCUCAGGCACAAGUUCAUUCUGGAACAACUCAGGUCCGAGAAGCUCUAUUCACCCGGUACCGAGGCUAGGAGUCCAAACUCUGACUCCUCGGAGAAGACCGGUAGCGGUGUCCUGGAGACGGAGUCGGGUCGUUUGGACGACUCCGCGUUCGAAGAUGACCGGGCACAGGACAUGGACGGCGAGACCGAGUGCGAGGAAAGGAAACCUUUCGAGGGGAUGAGGGAGUACGCUGAAUCGACGAUGCAGGAGCUGUUGGCGAUCUACGGACUGGCGGGAGGAGAAUUGGCCAAGUCGGUGAGCAGACAGCUACCGCCGACCUUCCUGAACCCGGCGACCGGUCAUCUUCACGGGAAGGUGAAGGUAAAAGAAGAGAAGGAUGCUUCAUCGAUGGCGCCAGGAAGCCCUCCGACGCCGCCUCACACUCCCCAAAGUCCACCCCGACACAAUCCACCCCCUAGUAACCUGUCCCAAUCCUGUCAAACAUCGAAUACCAAUUCUCCCAGCCUGCAACAACAACAACAGCAACAGCAGCAGCAGCAGCAUCGACAACAGCAACAACAACAGCAGCAGCAGCAGCAAGAAUCGCAUCAACAGCAACAGCAGCAGCAACAGUCCAUUCACGCGAUGACGAAUUCACCCCUGAGCCAGAUUCUAGUGCAAAAUCCAGCUCUUGCUCAAUUAUUGCAACAGAAUCCAGCGAUUUUGUCGCAAAAUCCGCAAUUGGCGCAGUUGCUGCAGCAGAAUCUUCAGGUUCAGAUGGGCAGCGUCCUCUUCCAAAACGUCAGGAGGGAGGAACCUGAAGAGUCGAGGGUACCGCCGACAAUAGCGAGCCUGGCGGCGAUGAAGGUGGAGGCAGCUGACCUGAAGGUUUCCGCGUUACUGAGACAAAGCAUGUCUCCGGUUGCGGACACCUUGAUCGGUAGCUCGAAAAGCUCCGUGUCGCAGCCGAUAAUCGAUUACUCCCGAUACGUGAGGAGGUACUCGUCGGGUCAAGAAUGCGGUAGCUCGUAUUGUAAGGAGCUCGGUUGCAGAGAGCAUUUUCACUGUUUGGACUGCAGUGGUAGGGUGUUUGUGAAAAAGGAAGAAAUGAUAAGGCAUUUCAAGUGGCACAAAAAGAGAGACGAAUCUUUACAGCACGGCUUCAUGAGGUACUCGCCGACGGACGAUUGCUCGGAGAGGCAUCCGAGUCGUGCCUGUCCGCACAAUAGAAAACAGACUCACUACCACUGUAUCCAUGAGAAUUGCGAUAAGGUUUACAUAUCGACGUCGGACGUGCAGAUGCACGCGAAUUAUCAUCGCAAGGAUUCGGCGAUCAUUCAGGAAGGUUUCCAGAGAUUUCGCGCGACCGAGAGCUGCGCUACCGAUCACUGUCCCUUCGCCGGUCAACGGACCACGCACUUCCAUUGUCGGCGACCUGGUUGCCGAUUCACCUUCAAGAACAAGGCUGACAUGGACAAGCACAAGUCGUAUCAUAUCAAGGACGAGCAGUUGUCCCGGGACGGAUUCAAGAAGUUCAUGAAGUCCGAGGCGUGUCCGUUCGAGCAGUGUCGUUUCUCUCGGGUAUGCAAUCACAUUCACUGCAUACGACCGCAUUGUAGCUACGUUCUUCAUUCUUCCGGUCAGCUGUUCUCCCACAAACGGAAACACGAGCGACACGAGACCGAGCUGGCUUACAGAAAGUACAAACAGAUCAGCGCGGUAGGUGGUAUACGACCUUCCGGUUCUUGGCCACCGGACGACGUCGGAGCACAGAACCUGUCUCUGUGUCUGAACGGCGAAAGCUCCAACGAGGACAGAGGCUCCCCGUCUUACUACUCGUUCGACGAUUCCUUCCAAAGCGGAAGCGACCUCGCGAUGGACCUAACCGCGCCAACGACCACGGUCACCGCCAGCGGAAGUUCCACGGUAACCGUCGACCCUCCACCGCAGCAGCACCACCAUCAACAACUGCAACCUCAGCAGCAGCAGCAGCAGCAGCAACAACAGCAACAACAGCAGCAGCAACAGCAGCAAAGUCAACAGCUCACCGCCACAGAAUUAGCAUAUCUGGUACCCGCGACGGGUGAUUGCCCUUGUCAUCUGGGCAGGGAUCAUCAUCACUGCGGUCUGGAUCGUUGCGGGACGGCGUUGAAGGACCCUCGCGAAGUCAGGGAGCAUUUGAGAGAGCACGAGACUCAGGAACGCAUCACGGACGCCUUCUUCGAAGAGGGUGGCUGCGACGACAGUUGUCCGUACGCCGACAAAGAGAAACACUAUCAUUGCAAUUGGGAGAAUUGCCGCGAGGUGAUCCUCUCGACGGACAAACCCUUCCGUCGUCUUCAACAUUACAAGAUUCACGAGUACAGUAGGCAAUUAAACCUCUCGUGUUCCUCUCACGCCCUGUCCUCCGACGUGACGUUGACUCACCUGACCAACAUCGACGCCAUGUUCAGGCGGAAGAGAGGCAGGCCUCCGAAAAACCGAGUGAUAGAGAUCUGGUCGGGCGGUGACCCAGCCACGCACACUCACGAUUCCCCGCAGGCGAUCUUCACCAGCUUCAAACUACCGAAACCUCAGACGCCGAAUCUGACGCUGAAUCCGAUGACCGAGGACCGGGAGGGAAGCGUGUCGCCGUCGAACAGUCUCGGCGAACCCGACGGGUUCUCGACCUAUAAUCCUGAUGGAUGCCCGGAUCCGGCUUGCGUCCUCAGAUCCACCAGGCAUCAUCAUUGUUCGCAGCCAAGGUGUCACUUCUCUACCGAUAGACCCGAUCAAUUGCUGAUGCACAGCAAAGACUUUCACGAUAACGUCGACAUACCGGCGGGCUUUGCCUUCUUCGAUAAGAUGGUAGAUUGUCGACUGGCCGGUUGUCACAGUAAUCGCGUUAAUCGGCAUUUCCACUGUACCAGACCGAACUGCGGCUACUCGUUCGUCAGAUACUCGACCAUGGCGAUGCACGAGAAACAGCACGCUGGUCACGGAGACGUCGGGGGCCAGGAGUCCUCUAACCAGGAGUGUCAGACGCAAAUUCAGCCGAUGAUACAGGAAAGCAAGCCGAGGAUUCAAGUGAAGAAUCCGGCCGAACUGAUCGAGAAACCGGAAGACGCCAACAGCUUGACCGUCGCGGGGGACGUAGAGAAUAGACCGAUACUGGAGGAGAAGGACGCGGAGAUGUCCAGUCCGGACGGCAACAAGACUACCGUGGUGAGGGCGGCAGGCACCUAUUAUCCGGUCAGCGGACCGCCAAGUGAACCCGCACUUCCGGGCGUCGUGCUAUCCAUGCGAACUUCCGUGCACCAAGAAUCUCCGGUUCUUCCGUCCACCAGUUCGGCCUCGCCGCACACGCUCUACGGACCCGAGCAAAGCUGCAGCAGGCCAUUUUGUAAACUGAAACGCAAGAACCAUUAUCACUGUAACGCGUGCAAUCAAGCGUUCUCCGAAUUGGAUCGACUGGUGGCUCACAUAGCCAAACACUCGACAGGUGCCAUUCUUAGUCAACAGCAACACGAGCUGGCUAGUCAGCCCCCCAAUCAGCUGCAGCACGACUAUCUGGCGCAGUUGUCGCAGAAGCACGACUUCAUGGCGCAGAACGCUCAAAUGGCGCAGAACAUUCAGAACUUCCAAAACCAGAUGCAACGGCAGAUGCAGCAGACUUUGGGUCAGAUGAGUCAACAGAGCCAGCCGAAGGAGGUGAAAAUGGAACCGGCGAGGUGCGGUACCGACGUUGCCGUGCAGAACGUUCCUAACGUGAAGCGGGAACCCGCCGAAUUGACCAGGGACGAGGGCAACAAUUCGGUGAUGGACAACAACGAAAACGGUCAAUUGUCUCAACCGAGCAUGCCACCGAACGUUCAACAAUCUCCGGUCCCCACCAGCUUCGAGCUGGAUCUCAGCCACGGAUUUCAUUUCCCUAGCCCAGCCGUAAUGGCUGCUAUGAAUCAGCAGAUUGCCCUAAUGAAUCAAGCCCUACCACCGUUCCUUCAACAUGGCGGCAUGUACACGGGCGGGCCAGGGCUGAUGUUCGCUCCCGGUCUACCUCCGACCAACUUUCUACCUCCUGGCAGAGACGAGAACCCUUUGGCCUCUCUGGCGGCGAACCUGAACCUGAGCAAGAGGUCCUUGUCUCCGCCGGACAGCAACUCGCCCGAAGCGAAGAAACAGAGGCUGCAUCACUCUAUGCGCAUGCUCAAGGACGAGCCUGUACCCGAGGGAUACGUCAGGUUCAGAUUCAACGAGGACUGCAGGUACCCUCACUGCGGUUACAGGGAACAUCAAACUCACUUCCACUGCAUGCGACAAGACUGUGGCUACUCGUUCUGCGACAAGACACGUUUCGUCCAGCACACGGCGAGACACGAGCGACUGGACACCCUGAUGGGCGGCGAUUUCCAGCAAUACAGGGCGAACGUGCCUUGCGGUCGAGCUCAGUGCGCGUACACGUCGUCGUUGGGUUCGAUGCAGAACAAAGCGUCGCACUUUCAUUGUUUGAAGUGCGACUUCGUGUGCACGGACACGAACAAGGUGGUCGCUCACAGGCGACAACACGCGAAAUUGGACAAUAUCGCGGCGGCAGGCUUUCAAAAGUUCACUCCCAGCCAACCUUGCGGUGGCGUUCAGUGCCAGCAUUCCGGCAAACAGACGCAUUAUCAUUGUCUUCAGUGCCAGUACGCCGUGCUGGGUUUGGCGCAAAUGUCCGCCCACAAGUAUCGACACAUGGACACAUAACGGCGUCUAGACGAGUUGGAGGAUAUUCGUAAAAGAGGCAAUUGACUCUGGUCCCCUUGUAGACAUUCCCCGAAGGAUUCAGACGUCCUCUCGGCCCUACAUCGACGAACAGGUCCAAAGAAGAGGAAUCAGCCGGGUGCUGUAUCGACGAAUCAAGAUCCCGCGGAUGAAACCCGAUCAAGGACUGACCACACGAUAAAAGACAAUUUCGUCGAUGCUCCCUCUGUAUAGACACAUUCCCUGACGGAAUUGCUAGGCGAUCGCCGAUGGACUGCUGACGCGUACGUUUCUACGAGCUCGAUGAUUAGGAACAGGCCUAGUCAUUAAUCUUCAGCCGUUCUCGACCAGAAGGAAUCGAUAGCUUGCCCGGUGUUCUCGUACGGGCCGAAACAACGACGAUAUCGAUCGACGCAUCGAUGACUUCGUACUUACGAGAGAAACAGAGAGAUAUUUAUUAGAUUCUAUCGACGAUUGAUCUCGGAGGAUCGAAAACUCGAAAGAGAGAGAACGUUGCGAUCGUUUUCGAAUCGUUUAAUCGAUAAUCGAAGCGAGAGCAAAAGAAGGACGAACUUUGCAUAGAAUCGUAGACAA
Molecule: messenger RNA, 6845 nt
Organism: Megachile rotundata (alfalfa leafcutting bee)
Lineage: Eukaryota; Metazoa; Arthropoda; Insecta; Hymenoptera; Megachilidae
Product: zinc finger protein castor homolog 1
Biological process (GO): positive regulation of transcription by RNA polymerase II; regulation of neuron differentiation
Cellular component (GO): nucleus
Molecular function (GO): RNA polymerase II transcription regulatory region sequence-specific DNA binding; DNA-binding transcription factor activity, RNA polymerase II-specific
Source: RefSeq, a predicted model, not a curated record